CAGAUUGAAAAGAGAAUAUAGCCGGGAAGGGAAAGCAAGCAGGAACAGCAGAAGAAGAGAAAAUCAGAAAUGCUGCAGCUUCAGUUCCUCUCUUCUCCGGUCGCCGCCCAAACCCUAAAACCCAAGCUAUUUCUCAACACAAGUCAGAAACAUGGCUUCGAUGAUCUUAGCCCCAAAAUCCUUCGCCUUUCACUAACCCGGAAAUCCUCCAAGCUCUCAGUCAAAUGCCGCCGCUCCGACUACUUCGAGCAACAGAACUUCGACGACUCUGCUUCUACGUCGCCGACUGUAGUUGGGGCGUUGCCGGCAAAGUUUUAUGUGGGGCAUUCUAUAUAUAAAGGCAAGGCUGCUCUUACGGUGGAGCCCAGAGCACCAGAGUUCGUAGCUCUAGAUUCAGGGGCAUUUAAGCUAAGCAGGGAAGGUUUUGUGCUACUUCAAUUUGCGCCUGCAGUAGGUGUUCGACAAUAUGAUUGGGGAAGGAAGCAGCUGUUCUCAUUAUCAGUGACAGAAAUGGGAACCCUGAUUUGCCUUGGUCAAAGAGAAUCAUGUGAAUUUUUCCAUGAUCCUUUUAAGGGAAAAGGUGACGAAGGUAAGGUUAGGAAGAUCUUGAAGGUAGAGCCACUCCCUGAUGGUUCCGGCCACUUCUUUAACCUCAGUGUUCAAAACAAGCUUAUAAAUGUGGAUGAAAGCAUUUAUAUUCCUAUCACCCGUGCAGAGUUCACUGUCCUCAACUCAGCAUUCAACUUUUUACUGCCCUACCUUAUAGGUUGGCAUGCCUUCGCAAAUUCCAUAAAACCGGAUGAGACCAGUGGUGUGAAUUUUGCCAAUGCCAGAUAUGGUGGAGACUAUGAGUGGAGCAGGUAAUGAGGUGCUGGGCUUAUAAACAAACUUUUGCUUGUAGGAUGAUCUUUUUGAGUUACUUCCUUUUCUGUUGUACUUGGUUUACAAUAGUCUCUUGUAGGAAUUAAAUGCUAGAGGUUAAUGUGCACAUACGUGAAAUGAUCUCUCUCUCUUGAGGAAAUACAUGAAUUCUCUCAAGUUUGGGGAGGUAUAGCCUUUUUUUACUAUUAUUAUUGUAAUUGUGAGGCAUAGCUUUCUUUCUUUACUGUAUUCUCUUAAGUUUACAUUUCUGCUUACAGUCUGCUGGCACUUCCCUGAUGAAUCAAUGAAAUCCUCCAAAUCUU
This is a messenger RNA of Rubroshorea leprosula, 1184 nucleotides long. Lineage: Eukaryota; Viridiplantae; Streptophyta; Magnoliopsida; Malvales; Dipterocarpaceae. The record is from the annotation of a GenBank genome assembly.